Messenger RNA from Sphaeroforma arctica JP610, 546 nucleotides. RefSeq lists its product as hypothetical. The transcript has a single exon. The coding region runs from base 1 to 546 and encodes 181 amino acids. Lineage: Eukaryota; Ichthyosporea; Ichthyophonida. The record is from RefSeq and is a predicted model, not a curated record.
AUGUUUAAACUAAUUGUAUCAAGCGUCUGUGCCAUCGCUUUAGUCGGCACCUCUGCUGCCGCCAGAGGCGAAGAUGUAGACUUUAAAAUACCUAUUGUGCAGAGUCCUGUACAUCCUGAAUUCUCCUUAGUCGAAGUAGUUAAGGAAAUCGUUGAGGAUGCGACGUGCUAUGAAGACAGACAGAAGAACGUUCUAGUGGCAUGUGUCAGUGGUGCCAUUCUAAAGAUGGUUACUUCAUUGCCUAAUGUUCACUUUCUUGUUGAGUCAGCAGCUGAGGAAUUAAUCUCGGCGACGGCGGGGUGUAUUGAGACCAGCCCUGAAAACUCAGCCUUCCUACUGUGCACCACGAGCGAGUCCAAAAAAGGAUCCCUGCUGAUUCCUCUAGCUGACUGCAACCUGGACGAUGUCAGAAGGAGACGCAAAUGCGUAGAGACUGUCCUUACCGUGAAUAUGCAGUUAUGGACAAGCAAUCCGCAAUAUAAAUUUGAGUUUCUUAUUUUAGUUUCAUUCCAAUACAUCCUUUGCUAUCUGAAAUUUCUUCCAUAA